Messenger RNA from Lutzomyia longipalpis, 927 nucleotides. Its product is annotated as eclosion hormone. The transcript is spliced from 2 exons. Lineage: Eukaryota; Metazoa; Arthropoda; Insecta; Diptera; Psychodidae. Gene Ontology annotation, molecular function: ecdysis-triggering hormone activity. Bases 323 to 607 code for a protein of 94 amino acids. The record is from RefSeq and is a predicted model, not a curated record. Gene Ontology annotation, biological process: ecdysis, chitin-based cuticle; neuropeptide signaling pathway.
UUAGAACCCCCCUCCGCAAGAAAAUAAUAAAAUAAAUAAAAUACCGUCUUGUGAGCUUUCAGAAAGGAGCGUCUAUCGUGUUGUGCUUUCUAUAAGGAGAACAAACCCCGUAAAAUUGUGGCGCCCCCAAAAAGUGACCCAAAACACGCAAAAGAGAUUGAGAAUACCAAAAAAAAAAAAAAGAAAUCCUCCUUGCCUCCAGAGUGUUUUGUCUCACAGUGAGUGCGGAAUUGUUGGUGAAUUUUUAAUCUCAAGUCUGGAUUUAUAUAUUCUUUGUAGCCAAGAAGAGGGAUAGCAAAUCCCCGUGCCAAAGAAAUUGGAAAUGAGUGAAAAGAGAUUUGUCUUCCUGCUCACAUUGGGAAUAUUUCUGGCCAUUCUGAGUGAGCAAAUCUCUGCAACUCCAACGAUUGGUAAGAAAUAUGAUGUUAUGGGAAGUUAUGACUUCAUUGGUGUGUGCAUAAGAAACUGCGCUCAAUGCAAGAAGAUGUUCGGAUCGUACUUUGAGGGGCAAAUGUGUGCGGAUGCGUGUGUAAAGUUCAAGGGGAAGAUCAUACCGGACUGCGAGGACAUCGGCUCCAUUGCGCCCUUCCUCACAAAAUUGGAUUGAAAGAGACCUCCCCCCGCCCCCGGACAAACACCAAAGGCUCCACAACUGACUGCUGUGCAUCAUUCUGUGCCAUUUUAAUCUGUUGCAAAUCAUUCCCCAUCAUAGGAGAGAUUUAUUUAUUCAGGUCACGAUCAUUCAUCCAUGAUCAGUCAUGGUUUUUUUUUCUAUAAUUUACGGAAUCUCACGAUAUGCUUAAGUUUUUUUCUCCCUCUAUGUUUACUGCGAAAGUGUCCAGCACUGACGAAAAGUUCCUAUUUUUUUUCUCAAAUAAUUUUGAUUAAGAGAUGUGUUGGUUUUUUUAAAAAAAAUUUUGUAGUAAU